Messenger RNA from Megalops cyprinoides (Indo-Pacific tarpon), 2032 nucleotides. RefSeq names its product LETM1 domain-containing protein LETM2, mitochondrial-like. Gene Ontology annotation, biological process: intracellular monoatomic cation homeostasis. NCBI's taxonomy places the organism in Eukaryota, Metazoa, Chordata, Actinopteri, Elopiformes, Megalopidae. Gene Ontology annotation, cellular component: mitochondrial inner membrane. The transcript is spliced from 11 exons. The record is from RefSeq and is a predicted model, not a curated record. Gene Ontology annotation, molecular function: ribosome binding. Bases 400 to 1881 code for a protein of 493 amino acids.
UGACACACAACCUUCCGCAUUACAACAGAUCUGCCGUAGCUGAAGGGUAACGUUACUGACGGUUUAAUCAGAGAAAACAAGACUCUCUCUGUAAAUAGACAGCUAUACAAACAUUUCAUUAUAACAAAACAGUUGUUAUUAUUGCUAAUAUUUUAAUGGAAAACCGACUGAUUUGAAUGGAUUACCCUUUUUUCGACGGAAACAACCCCGCAGUACCGCUGACAGCGCUGUGUGCGCGUCCCAAUAGGAAAUUUGACUCCGGGCUUCGGGAGGAGUUCUUUCUCAGCGGAGCUCCAUCUUUCAGGCAGUCAUCCGAUCUGUCGGCGGAGUCGAAUGGUGGUCGAGUAACAGUGGAAAUUUUUUGGGACACGGAAAUUUCCAAGAAGGCAGACCGAGAACAUGGCUGUGUUCAGCUCACAGGUGCUGUUUGCCGUGGCAAGAUCAAGGGGAUCCUACUUGCUCACCAAGAGGCAUAGUUAUGUCACUCUCCCCCGUACGGCCUGCAUCCGCUACCACCUGGAACACCCCGGACGGAACGCCCUACACGCGAGGAGCUCGAGGUCGACGCACCCUCAUUGUGCCCUUGGCCGCGUCAGGGCCGUUUGCGUCCCUGUCCGGCCCCUCCACACCUCCUGUACCUGGCUGCAGGAGGCCAAGGAGAAGACAGAUGAGGGUGACUCCUCACCAGCGGCGGAGGCCGCCUCGGACUCUCCGGCUCCCACCCCCGUCUCUCCCCCGGGCCCCACCCCCGCCCCCAAAGCUGCAGAGAAGGCGUUGGCACGGAAGACCCUGGGGCAGAGGGUGGUGGAGGAGCUGAAGCACUACUACCAUGGGUUCCGCCUCCUUGGCAUCGACACGAAGAUCGCCGGCAGGAUGGUGUGGGGGCUACUGCAUGGGCAGCAGCUCACCAGGAGAGAGAGGAGAAGGCUGAUGCGGACGUGCGCUGACCUGUUCCGCCUGGUCCCCUUCACGGUCUUCAUCAUUGUCCCCUUUAUGGAGUUCCUGCUUCCUGUCUUCCUCAAGCUCUUCCCUGAAAUGCUGCCCUCCACCUUUGAAACAGAAUCUAAGAAGGAGGAGAAGCAGAAGAAGGGACUGGCAGCCAAACUGGAGCUGGCCAAGUUCCUACAGGAGACCAUCGCCGAAAUGGCCCGGAGGAACAAGGCCCAGGUCGGAGACGAGACCCAGAAGUUCUCCACCUAUGUGCAGAAGGUGCGCCACACAGGUGAGCAGCCCACCACCAAAGACAUAGUGCAGUUCUCCAAGCUGUUCGAGGACGAGCUGACGCUGGAGCACCUGGAGCGCCCCCAGCUGGUGGCUCUGUGCAAGCUCCUGGAGCUGCAGCCCAUUGGCACCAACAACCUGCUGAGGUUCCAGCUGCUGCUGCAGCUUCGCACCAUCAAGGCGGAUGAUGAAAUGAUCACCAAGGAGGGAGUGGCCGCCAUGAGCGUGUCGGAGCUCCAGGCUGCCUGCAGGAGCCGAGGCAUGAGGUCGCUGGGUCUGACCACUGAUCAGCUCCGGCAGCAGCUGCAACAGUGGCUGGACUUGCACCUUAAGGAGAACGUGCCCCCGUCCCUGCUGCUGCUGUCCCGGGCCAUGUACCUGACAGACCUCACACCUAAACCACCUGUCAUCCCCCCUGUGCCCAAACUGGAGAAAGCACCCUCUACAGCCACCGUAAGCGAAGCCCCGACUCAAGGCAAGCCCAUGUUGGCAGCCCAGGACCUUCUGAAGGACCCUGCCCCUAUCAUUAAGGACAGGAAGGAAGAACUUCUGGAGAAGGCCUUCAUUUCAGACAUGCCAUCCACUGAAGCACAAAUAAUACACGCGAAAAAUGCUGAGAUGGCCCACGCAGCUAAGAAGAUGUCUGCCAAUGGGAUGUGAGGGGGUAGGAGAGUCGGGGUGGGACCAUCCUGUCCUGUCCUGGCCGAAGAGAAGACGGCAGGGAGCUCCUUUGAUUCACUGCACUGUUCCAUGCUGCUACUGAAAGAGACACACACUAAGGGUCAACCCCCCCCCCCCCCCCCCCCCCCCC